Molecule: messenger RNA, 1836 nt
Organism: Leguminivora glycinivorella
Lineage: Eukaryota; Metazoa; Arthropoda; Insecta; Lepidoptera; Tortricidae
Product: 4-coumarate--CoA ligase 1-like
Exons: 10
Coding region: 49-1635 (528 amino acids)
Biological process (GO): long-chain fatty acid metabolic process; fatty-acyl-CoA biosynthetic process
Molecular function (GO): long-chain fatty acid-CoA ligase activity
Source: RefSeq, a predicted model, not a curated record
CGCUAAGAACGGACGUGCUUAUACAACUUAUAGACGCCAUUUUGUAAAAUGUUGAAACAUCCAUUUUAUCAAUACGGGCCUUCGGAUCUGGAGUUACCUGUGAACUUGAACUUUAGUGAGUUCAUUUUGGACAAACUUGUGGAGUUCAAGGAUAGAACUAUUAUAAAUGGCGCCACAGAAGAAACAAUAACCUACGGCGACAUCGCCCAAAAGGCGAUGAAUCUCGCUAUCUCCCUCUCUCGCCUAGGCGUUAGAAAGGGACAGGUAGUGGGAAUAUGUUCAGAAAACAGGACAGAGUUUUGGAGCGCCCUCGUGGGUUCUAUAUGUACCGGGGCGGCUUUGACCACAUUCAACAUGAUGUAUACUAAACAUGAAAUAACCCACGUAGCUUCAAUCUCAAAGCCGAAAUAUGUAUUUUGUUCACCACUAGCGUACAAAAUGCACGAAAAAAAUUUAAAAUCACUGAAAUUUAUUGAGAAAAUCAUCGUUUUCGGUGACGAAAAGCCGGCGGGAACUAUUUCGUACAAGGACUUGGUGUCAACUCAGGAAGUGAAAUACGAAGACUUCAGAGCAGCUGAUGUAAAUGGUCCUGAGGAUACGCUGUUCAUACUUUACUCUUCUGGCACCACAGGGCUGCCCAAAGGAGUUGCUUUGUCACAUCUAAAUGCUCUUAUCUCUAGCAGAUCAAGACUCAUAGAGACUCCCAAUCCACCGAAAUACCUGAUCAUAACUCCUUGGUUCCAUACAAUGGGCCUCAUGGGGUCUCUCCUAUACCUCAUCGCUGGGAGAGACAUGGUGUAUCUGCCCAAAUUCGAAAUUGAACUUUAUUUGAAAUGCAUUGAAAAGUAUAAGGUGACCCGUCUAAGUGUAGUGCCACCAGUUUUAGUGGCUAUAGUCAAAUACCCCAACAAAUACGACCUGAGUACAGUUGAAAUAGUUUACAGUGGGGCAGCACCACUCACUAAGGAGACAGCUGAUGCUGUGAGAGAUAAAUUUCCAAACGUGAAAUCGGUUCUUCAAGGCUACGGUAUGACGGAGACAUCUUUAGCCGUCACAAAAUGUACUGAUGAAAUGGUUAAGUCUGGGACAGUGGGGAGGGUCAUGCCUGGAGCUAUUAUUAAGAUUAUAGACUUGAAGACCCGGAAACCAGUCGGUGCCAACCAGCCUGGUGAGGUUUGCGUGAAAGGUGGCCUAGUCAUGAAAGGUUACAUCGGCAAAGACAGGAGAGAAGACUUUGAUGAUGAAGGGUUCUUCAGGACUGGAGACGUGGGGUAUUAUGAUGAGGAUGGGGACUUCUUUAUUGUGGAUCGGCUGAAGGAGCUUAUCAAGUAUAAGGGAUACCAGGUGGCACCAGCAGAAUUAGAAGCAGUCCUGCUGCAGCACCCAGCGGUUCGUGACGCAGGAGUAGUGGGUAUACCAGACAGUCGCGCCGGGGAGCUGCCUCGUGCCUUUGUAGUUCUGCAACCUGGAGCCACGGCGACUGCUGAGGAUUUGAAGACGUUUGUGGCUGAGAAGCUCUCAAACCCGAAACAUCUGCGCGGCGGCGUGAGAUUCGUUGCAGAAAUACCGAAAAACCCCAGCGGGAAGAUUCUUCGCAGAGAGCUAAGGAAACUGGCUCAGCAGAGCAAACUAUAAUGUAAUAACUGACUGAUUAACACUACACUGCGCUCCAAAACACGAAUAGCUGAUGUGGGGGAGAAGACCGCCAGACUAAAGUGGGACUGGGCAGGCCACGUUUGUCGCAUGCACCCGGAUAGGUGGGCCAUCAUAGCCACCAAGUGGAUGCCUCAAAUUAAGCGCGGACGUGAAAGGCCCAGACGGAGAUGGCGGGACGAC